AUGUUUAGUCUAAAACAAACUGGGUUUUGUUUGAAACCAUUAAAUACAACAUUCACACGUAAUGUUGCUAAAAUCACCAGUAUUCAUGCUAUAACAUCAAUGAAAACAACAGCACCAUCAAUUAAUCAUUCAGUUGAAAUUAAAAAUCAACGUAAAUUAUUAUUAGAAAGACCAGGAUUAUUUGCUAUUAAAAGAGGUAUGAUUACAUGGUUUAGAGAAUCAGGUGAAGCUAUACCUGCAACAGUAUUAGAAAUUGAUUCAUGUGAAGUUAUAAAUUCUAAAAAUUCAGAAGAUUAUGGAUAUGAUUCAAUACUUGUUGGUAGUAUUGAUAAAUUAAAAAAUAAUAAAUAUGAAACAAGUAUUAAAAUGUUUGAAGAUGCUGGAAUUUCACCAAAAUAUAAAAUUGGAGAAUUUAGAGUUUUAAAAUCAGAUAAUUUAAUUGAAAAAGGAACUGAAUUAACUGCUGAUUAUUUUGAAGUUGGACAAAAAGUUGAUAUUAAAGGUAUUACUAAAGGUAAAGGAUUUGCAGGUGUUAUGAAAAGAUGGGGUUUUAGUGGUGGUAGAGCAACUCAUGGUGUUUCAAAAGCUCAUAGAACUCCUGGUGCAAUGGGUGGUAAUCAAAAUCCUGGUAGAGUUUUACCAGGUAAAAAAAUGCCUGGUAGAAUGGGUUGUAAUAAUAAAACUGAAUUUAAUUUAGAAGUUUUAUUUACUGAUAAAGAAGCUGGUGUUUUAAUUGUUAAAGGUAAUGUACCAGGUCCAAAAAGAGGUAUUGUUAGAGUUAGAGAUGCUAUUAAAAUUUAUGGUGAUCGUUUAGCAAGAUUAAACAAAGUUGAAAAUUGA
This is a messenger RNA of Candida tropicalis MYA-3404, 840 nucleotides long. RefSeq names its product mitochondrial 54S ribosomal protein uL3m. Gene Ontology annotation, cellular component: ribosome; mitochondrial large ribosomal subunit. Gene Ontology annotation, biological process: translation. Gene Ontology annotation, molecular function: structural constituent of ribosome. The transcript has a single exon. The coding region runs from base 1 to 840 and encodes 279 amino acids. The record is from RefSeq and is a predicted model, not a curated record. Lineage: Eukaryota; Fungi; Ascomycota; Pichiomycetes; Serinales; Debaryomycetaceae.